Branchiostoma floridae (Florida lancelet) is the source of this 3308-nucleotide messenger RNA. RefSeq names its product 2-oxoglutarate-Fe(II) type oxidoreductase ppzD-like. Bases 694 to 1650 code for a protein of 318 amino acids. Gene Ontology annotation, molecular function: dioxygenase activity. The transcript is spliced from 7 exons. The record is from RefSeq and is a predicted model, not a curated record. Lineage: Eukaryota; Metazoa; Chordata; Leptocardii; Amphioxiformes; Branchiostomatidae.
UCCUCCAUUCCGUCGUCUGUCAUUCUGAUAGAGAGAGGGGAGUGUCAACGGAGAUUUGCACGUUAUAUGGGGCAAUCAGCUGGAUCAUACAAGGAGUUAUUAAACCACAGUCCUUCCGCAACGCUGCCCCUGAUGAACACUUCUUCGUCUUCUACGCUGGGUCACCCUCGAACAAGUGGCUGUCGAAGCCUCCUCCAUUGACACGUUUGUGUCAAUGCAAUGGUCUCCAAGCUGAUAUGACAACCUAAAACCUUGGCCGGUGACCUCGACCCUUGACCACCCACAAGCGACAGAAUAAUCAGCACGUUGAUUGUGGUCGCUUCAACAGGAAGAGGAACAGUUUGAAGAACACAUCAUAUCAUAACUUUGCUCUCUUGUGUUUGGUUAAGUUACCGUACGUCACAGAGUUCUACGACAUGUGUUGUUAAGGCACUUGUUACACUCGGGGUCAGACCAAGGAAAGUCUUGUACGCUCUAAGAUGGGGUUUAAAGGUCCAUUGUGUAACAUAGUUGGUCCUACUAUUUCUUAACAAAAUAUAAUAAGUGAGAUCAACACUAUAGAUUGCGCCAUACAAGCAUGUUUAGGCCAUCACACUAAUGAUUGAACCCCUUGCUGAAUCAACAGAUGUGUACCAAUUAAUUUCCUAACAAUCCUGCCAAUAAGACUUUGGGACAAUAAUUGUUCAAUAUAGGAUGGAUGUUGCCACAGACCAAGAAGAGAAGCUGCCAAUCAUCGAUUUCUCAGCCUACAGCUUACAGAAUGAUGAGACAGAUGAUGAUGAGCUCCAACGUCUCGCUACACGACUCGUGCAAGCCUUCUCAACAGAGGGGUUUGUUUAUCUGCGUAACCAUGGGAUACCGAACACGCUGAUCUCCAAGACGUUUGCAGUCGCCAACAAGUUCUUCUCCUUACCGGAGGAAGUGAAGACAAGGUUUUCCAAAUCACAGGGCUGCAGUCUCUAUUGGGUCGGCUAUCAGGCUGAAAAAGUCAAUCCGGCCCGACCUGCAGAUAUCAAAGAAGCUAUGGGAGUAUAUCGUCCACGUGAUAAUGAAAAGCCAUGGCCAAACCAGGAAGUACCAGAAUUUCAAGAGACAUUCCAAGAAAUGUAUGACAAAUGCCACCUGUUCAGUCUGAGGGUGCUGGAACUUAUAGCCAGGGGACUUCAAAUUCAGGAUAUUCCCAGCUUCCUGGCAAUGCACAGCUUGAUAGGCUCCCGGGCAAACAUCACUUCGCUGACAACGUUGCACUACCCACCUGUACCUGACCACGUGAGCGAGGGACAGAUCCGCUGUGGAGAACACAGCGAUUAUGGCUCCAUCACUCUGCUCUUUCAGGACACACAUCCUGGAUUAGAGGUGCUAAACAGUCACGGCAGAUACAUCCCCGCCCCUCCCCUUGCCGAUACUGUGGUGGUCAACAUUGGAGACCUCAUGCAACGGUGGACCUCAGACAAGAUUGUAUCAAACAAACAUCGUGUGGUGAUACCGGAUACUAGGGAACACAGGAGAGUUACCCGCCGCUCUAUGGCUUUCUUUGUGAACCCCAAUGAUGAUGCCGUCGUCACGUGCCUGGAUGGAUCGGACAAAUACAAACCAAUCACUGCAGGGGAAUACGUUAAAGGGAAAAUUAUGGCAUUAACAAAUUAUUGAUGAAUAAGUAGAGCUAUUUUUAAACAAUUUUAAUUGUCUGCUAAUAUAAACACAUGUUUUACGAAAAAGACUAUUAUUUCAUUCAAGAUACUAGUAUGUGAAAACUAUUUUGAAUAUUUACAUAUAUUUUGAAUAUUUUACCACUUCUGUAUUGAAAUUGUAGUGUAUGAAUAGGAACAGUAAAUAAAUUUAUUGCAAUCAACGAAAUGGCAAUGUUGAUAAUGUAGAGGUGACGUCUUGUGAAUUAGUUUGGUACUGCACCUGGUAGUGACACGUGCCGGAUGCCAGCCACCAUAGGGCCAUCAGAUUAGGGCCACCAGUAAAGGUGUCCUGUCACUGCACGUACGUCAAGCUUCAGUCACUGCGGGGUUCGCUCACUGCGUCACAUGAUUUGUUAUUUUCUCCAAUUUUUUAUGAUUUAGUUAUUGCAUAAUAGAUAAAAGUAUGACUUAGAAGAUGACAAAAUACACAAAAAGUAAGAAAAUUUGUUCUUUAUCUCUGAAAUUCGUUGAGUAUCUUUCGAACCCGCAGUGAAGCAAGCGUGACGCGAGUGCAGUUAAGGAGCCAUCAGAUGCGGGCCAUCAGGGAUAGACUGUACCAUUUUACAUGCAGAGGGGGAAUAAAAAUUCACAACUUAAGAUGAUGAAUGAACUAUGCAGCAUUAAAUUCAAUGUUUUCUGUCACUACAGCAUGCAUUCUAUGAUUUCCAAUCAUCAGUUCUUAACAAAAUGAUCUUAAUUACUCUAAAGGGACCCUCUACAAUGUAGGUAUCAGAGAGACUAUGGUCACAAUAGGCCGAAACUAUACAAGCUUUAUAUCUGAGAAAAACAUAUAAUAUACAGUCAGACACGUCGAUGAAGGUAAUACGAUAUGCCAAAAAGCAACAGAAUAUGAUUUUGGAAACAGACGUUUCAGAUAACACCCACUAUCUUUAGUCAGUGACACUGAAGAGAUCUGGUAGAGACUCAGGAUUAACACGUGUGUGUCAGUGUUGUGUGUGCGUGUAUGUACGCACUCCUUGUGUGUGUGUGUAUGUAUGUUAUGUUUAUGUGUGGUUUAAGUUUGUGCAUAUGUAUGUACACACAGUCCUUGAGUGUUGUGAUUGUGUCUGUGUAUGUGUGUGUAUGUACUAUGUGUCUUUGUGUGAAGUAUAGAUCAGUAUAGAUAUGUAGUAUGGGAAUCAGAUGAGUCUAUUUGGAAAAUGCCAUAUUUGUACUCUCAGACUGGUAACUUUUGAAUACGACCCUAGCUUGAUGUAAGCAGAAGUAUUUUUGAAAUGUUCCACUCAUGGGAGUAUUCAACUGACGAUCAGCUAAACUUAAAAAUAUUUAUCUUUAGUUCAUCUGGAAUGUUAACGUUUUUAGAUUAAAUGUCAGGUUGAUUGUCGAACCUGCUAUAGAGGUAUUGAAUAGGCUAUUAUGACAUGUAUGGUAAGUGCCAGAAAGUAGUAGACAGAUUUGCCAUGCAUAUAUUCUUAUAGGAAAUGACAUUCAAAUGUGUGAAAAUAAGUCACUGCAAUGAGUUAUUCCGUUCUGACAUCAUUGUCAUUUGCAAAUAGGCUGCAAAUCGUCCAAAUGUAUUAUGUUUUGAACUCCGACAAACCAUUCAUCUACAUUAGUCAAAGUCAAUAAAUUUACAAUAAAGUAUUUAACUUUCAA